AUGUUUUCAAUUAAGUCACUAGUGGUGCUUUAUUUACUUUUCAAGAGGUCGGUUCAGUUUGAGUUUGAGUAUUGUGACGAAGGCGAUGUCUACGAAAGUGAACAGCUACAGGACGAAUUGAACGAUGAUUUCAGCAGUGACGGUUUCCAAGAUGACUCACUGUCUGACUUUUUUACUUGCCCGGCGAAAUGCAAUCCAAACAUUGAUAAAUCUUGCUUGGUUACCAAUGAGGCCUUGGGAACAACAGUUUUUGAAUCCUUUUCAAAGGGUACUAAUUACUUUUCAAUUACAAGUAGUAGAAAAGGAAUCAAGUUUGGUGACGAUGGGAUGGAAUUGACAAUCAAAAAUAAGUUUGAGAAUCCGGCUUUAAAAUCCAGCUUUUACAUUAUGUACGGUAAAGUUGAGGCCGAGGUCAAGGGUGCAUUUGGAAGUGGUAUAGUUAGCUCCAUUUACUUGCAAAGUGAUGACUUGGAUGAGAUUGAUAUUGCCGAAAUAUUGGGAGGUGAUCCAUUUGACUAUCAAACAAACUAUUUUAUCAAGGGAAACGUUACCACUUAUGAUAGAGAACGAUACCAUAGAUUGCAAACAAGCCCAUUAAAGGAAUUUUACAAGUAUGGCGUCAAAUGGACACCAGACAAGAUUGUAUGGUACUUGGAUGAUCAACCGGUACGUCAAUUGAGCUGCAAAAACAAGCAGGGGUUUCCUACAUCACCAAUGGCGAUUAGGAUUAGUUUAUGGGCAGGAGAAGAUACAGAAAACGAAGGUACAAUUGCCUGGAGUAAAGGCCUUACUAAUUACCAAGAUGGUCCGUUUACCAUGAAUAUCAAGAACUUGAUGGUUAGCGACUAUUCAUCGGGCCAGUCUUAUUCUUAUGGUUGGCUACCAAAUGGGUCGUGGUUAAACUUGAUGGCCAAGGAUGGAGAGAUUUUUAAACCACGAGAUGGAGAUGACGGAGAUACAAAUGACAAGCCGCAAUCAUUGACUUCUUCACUUGAUUUUACCAAGGAAUUCACUUUACCAAGGGAGAGACACGGAGGUUGGACAUUGCCUCACGAGCGAGUGUGGUCACCCACUUGGUCAGCUACUCUGACUGAGUUGACGGAUUAUGCGUCAAUCACUGACGACUUUGUCACGCAAUACGACCCUGUUUAUCUCGAUAAAGAUCCAAUUGAACAGGUGUUUUCUACACUACCUGUUGAUGAAGCGACUGAGAUCAAGAAGGUAGUGAAUAAGGACUUUAAUGGGUUUGUCUCUGCUACAAAAACUACAUCCGCAAACUCCGAGUUGGUGAGUGAAUCCUGGUAUGCAACAACAUCAGUGCUGUCAACAGAGUAUCAUUUCACAACACUAAUUCACAAUAGCAAAAUGUCAGCUAAGUCUGUCACGACUACAACGACUAGCACACUUGCCAAGCAAGUCACGACUAGCACGACUAGCACGACUAGUACGCCAGCCAAGUCCACCAAAUCUACCAAAUCCACCAAAUCUACCAAAUCUGCCACGUCAACAAGCAAUAAUGAAUUCAUUCAAUUCCCCGAUCACGAACCUCAUCAUCAUCCGCAGCACAAAUUUGAUACGAAUGGGCAAAACGCUCAAUCAGGUGUUUCCAAGUUUGUAAUGCCCGUAUUCACCAUUGUACUCACUGAACUUAUGAUUAUCUUUACGUCAUUAUAA
Lodderomyces margitis is the source of this 1674-nucleotide messenger RNA. RefSeq names its product Crh12p (gene CRH12). Gene Ontology annotation, cellular component: fungal-type cell wall. Gene Ontology annotation, biological process: carbohydrate metabolic process; fungal-type cell wall organization. The record is from RefSeq and is a predicted model, not a curated record. The coding region runs from base 1 to 1674 and encodes 557 amino acids. NCBI's taxonomy places the organism in Eukaryota, Fungi, Ascomycota, Pichiomycetes, Serinales, Debaryomycetaceae. The transcript has a single exon. Gene Ontology annotation, molecular function: hydrolase activity, hydrolyzing O-glycosyl compounds; glycosyltransferase activity.